AUGGCCGUGUUUCGAGAUUCCAAAGAGAAGGAUGAGCGGGAUCUGCAGACCGUGUCGUCUUUUCGCCCUGGAGCGGCGAGCGGUGUUUUGCAAGACUUCGCAGACCCAGACGUCCAAAAUGAAGCCGAAUCGACUCACAAGGGAGAAUUUGGCACGAAGCGUGACCUGAAACCUCGUCAAGUGUCCAUGAUAGCAGUUGCUGGUACCAUCGGAACUGGUCUUUUCUUAGGAUCUGGUGCUGCGCUAGUGAACGGUGGCCCUGUGGGUUUCUUUCUCGGCUACACCAUCGUUGGCUGUCUAGUAGGCAUGAUGAUGUUUUGUCUAGGCGAAAUGACGGUGUAUUCACCCAAUAUUGGCGGUUUCAUCGAAAUGGGCACCAAAUACAUCUCUCCCGAAGCAGGAUUCGCCAUGGGCAUCAAUUAUAUCUUGCAAACCGGCUUCGCCGUCCCGACGGAGAUCACAGCAGCUGCCGUUAUGAUCAGCUAUUGGGAUCCCGUCACGACUCAUGUAUCAGCGUACAUUGCGUCCUUCCUAGUCCUCAGCAUAGGCAUCAACCUCCUUGGGGUUAAAUACUUUGGUGAAGUAGAAUUUGUAUUUGCUUGUAUCAAAGUUUUGAUGCUCGUUGCCCUCAUAUUGUUUGGCCUAAUCGCCGACCUCGGUGGAGUUAAUGGUGUAUACACUGGCGGCCGCUACUGGAGGGACGAGCCAUUCAAUAACACAUUCGCAAACCUGUCACCAGUCUCGUUUGCAGGAUUCCUCGGAUUUUGGAAAGUUCUCACUCAAGCAGCCUUUGCGUUUGGUGGCAUUGAGGGUAUUAGCGUGCUGGCUGGUGAAGCGCACAAUCCCAGGAAGACCAUGAGAAGGGCUGUCAGAACGGUCUUCUAUCGAAUUGUUGGACUGUACCUCCUCACUGUCUUGAUUAUCUCUCUCAAUGUCAGCCAGCAUUCUCCGGCCCUGCUCGACGCAGUCUCAAAGGGCGGUUCGACUGCAGCAUCAUCGCCCUUUGUAGUCAUCUGCCAGCAGACUGGCGUUAAAGUCCUCCCAAGUGUGAUCAACGCUGUGGUCAUGACCUCUGCUUUGUCAUCAUGCAACGAGAAUAUUUUUGCUGUAGCGAGGACGCUGUUCGCACUAUCUCGUCAACACUAUUUGCCUAGAUGCUUCCUAAGGGUAAGCCGCUUGGGCACACCAUUCUGGGGUGUCUUAGUAGCCUUUUGCUUUGGAUUAUUAGGCUUCCUCUCAGUAUCCAAUGGUUCUGAUCAAGCUUUCAUUUGGUUGUCGAAUCUUUCAGCUCUCAGUAGCUUAAUUGCAUGGAUCAGUAUCUGCACCUGCUUCGUGCGAUUCUACAGUGCCCUGAAAGUCCAGGGCAUCGACAGAAAGAAUCUUGACCUCAGAGGGUGGUUCCAGCCGUAUAUGGCAUGGAUUUGCAUCGUCUCUUUUACUGUUAUUCUGUUUUUUAACGGUUUCCAGUCCUUCAUCCACAAGUUUUCAGUUUCAAACUUCUUUGCUUCGUAUAUCACAUUGCCAGUGAUUGCCUUAUCCCUCCUUGGCUUCCGACUUUAUUUAUGGCGGAGUGGAAGGGCCUAUGGUUUGACGAAUCUUGAUGAGAUAAACCUUGGCAACGGACCGGCCAAGGCUCUGCGUGGCACUCGGUAUGAUCUUGGGGCUUGA
Messenger RNA from Trichoderma asperellum CBS 433.97, 1668 nucleotides. RefSeq lists its product as uncharacterized. Gene Ontology annotation, cellular component: membrane. Lineage: Eukaryota; Fungi; Ascomycota; Sordariomycetes; Hypocreales; Hypocreaceae. Gene Ontology annotation, biological process: amino acid transmembrane transport. The record is from RefSeq and is a predicted model, not a curated record. Gene Ontology annotation, molecular function: amino acid transmembrane transporter activity.